Hemisphaericaspora subhashii is the source of this 711-nucleotide messenger RNA. RefSeq lists its product as uncharacterized. The coding region runs from base 1 to 711 and encodes 236 amino acids. The transcript has a single exon. Lineage: Eukaryota; Fungi; Ascomycota; Pichiomycetes; Serinales; Debaryomycetaceae. The record is from RefSeq and is a predicted model, not a curated record.
AUGAAAUCAUAUAUUCAAAUCUUAAGUCUUGCUACUUUUGCCUCUGCAUUCGAUCUAAUGUUCUUAAAUGAGGAUCUACAAGGACUAUCUAAAAGAGCAAGUUCUACCUGUUCAAAUGGUUGUCCUUCUGCCAGUGAUACCAUAACUAAGGAAUGUGGUGAUGUCUCAGGCCAAAAUUUUGAAACUACCACUAAAUUUUUUAAUUGUCUUUGUCAUCUUGGUGGAAGUUUUUGGGAUGACUUAAGUACAUGUGUCAAAGAUUGUAGUGAUAUUGAUACUCAAGGUAUCGACACAAGUCCACUGGGUUUACAAAGUUUAUAUUGUCAAACAGCACAAGAAUUUUCUUCACUCCUUGAAGAAUUUUCAGGUUCAAUCCCUUCUGCUUUCAACAAUGUUGGGAAUCAAGGAUUAGGUUUUGCAAAUGCAGCUGGUUCUGCCACUGGUGAGACCGAAACUUCUCCUAGUACACUUGAAGCUACAACCACUAAAGAAACUACAAAUGGAAGUGCAACCACUAAAGAAACCACAAACGGAAGUGCAACCAAUGGAAAAACUACUACUUCUGAAACAUCUUCCGAAUCAAAGGCUUCAGAAAGUAAGACUACAUCUGAGUCUAAGACUUCUUCAGAAACAACAUCUGGAACUAAGAAUGAUGCAAUGUCUAUGGGUGUGGGUUCCUUCCUUUAUUUGAUGGCAGUUGCUUUACUUUAA